AUUACAUCAUAAGUAAAUUUAUCUGUAUCGUUCUUGACAGUUGAACAGCUGAUCGCUAAAAAUAGAUCAUGCGGGCGACUGUGUAAAUUAAUUUUAUUUCGUAACAAAUAAAACACUAAACAAAAUUGAUACUGUGCAGUAUAUACUAUUAUAUUUAACACAACAAACAUAUUAUGUGUACUGAUAAUAAUAAUGAAAAUAGCAGACCAGUAACACCAUCAGAGGAAGAUUGUUGUCAUAGUGCAUGUGAUCCUUGUAUUUUUGAUAUACAUAAAAAAUUGCUUGAAGAAUAUGAAAGAAGAAAGAAACAAAGCAUAAAAAUACAAAACAAACCAAAUAUACUACGUUUAUGUUUAUACAGAAAUUUUGUAGUUUUUAAUGUACAAGAACUAUCCGAAUGUUACAUUUUACUUAUUUUGAAAUACAAUGAAAAUAAUUAUAAAGAUUGCAGAAUAUUAAUUGAUCCAGGACAACAUGUUGUAUUACAUGUGUGUGAUACUGCCAAACCAUACACACCAAUUUUUUUUACAGAUGACUCCAUUGAAUUUCUAAUUAGACUUUAUCCAAAUGGAAAGUUUAGUCAAUACUUAAAAACUGUAAAAGUAGGUGAUAUAAUUCAUAUUAGAGGGCCAUAUGGAAAUUUUAAAUAUGAAAACAAUAGUUUUCAAACAAUUGUUAUGUUUAGUAUGGGAUCUGGAAUAACUCCAGUUUAUUCUAUAGCAAAAUCAAUUAUAGACAAUGAACUUGAAGAGACAAAAGUUCAUCUCAUUGGAGGAUUUAAAAACAUAUCUCACAUCCCUCUAAAAAGAGAACUACAAACCUUGUCAGAUUAUUGGAACUUUCAAUGUACAUUAUACAUAUCACAAAUACAAAAUGGUUGUAAUCUCCAUGGUAUAAAUGUAAAAUCUGAAAGAUUAGGUCAAAAAUCAAUCUCUGAAACGCUUGAAAAUAAAGAAGCUAGUACUACAUUAAUCUUAAUAUGUGGCACUAAUCAAUUUAAUAGAUUCGUUGAACAGUCCGUAAAAUGCAUGAAUUACACACAUAUACACGUGUUUGAAUGAAUUAAUUAAUAAAAGACUAUCAUGUUAAAUAGUUUUUAAUUACAUUAGUUAAUACGACAUGAUAUGCUUUCCUUGCAGUUGGGGCAUGAACCAUGAAUUUGAUGAAAUAUAACAUGAUUUCCAGCAAUUGUUUGUAGCCACUAAAAAUAAAAUUUAUAAACAUUA
Messenger RNA from Frieseomelitta varia, 1226 nucleotides. RefSeq names its product NADH-cytochrome b5 reductase-like. Lineage: Eukaryota; Metazoa; Arthropoda; Insecta; Hymenoptera; Apidae. Gene Ontology annotation, molecular function: oxidoreductase activity. The record is from RefSeq and is a predicted model, not a curated record. Bases 174 to 1061 code for a protein of 295 amino acids. The transcript has 5 exons.